GUUUUAAACAUUUUUUAUUGUAAUUAAAAAUUCCAAAUUGAUUAAUUUAUUUAAACUGUAUUUCUUCUGAUUGAAACUGAGUUGAUGGAUAAAAUUCAACUUGAUCAAAAAGGUACACUAUGGAAAAAAGAUUUUAAAAAAUUAAAGUUUAUGGAGUUCAAUUUAAUAUGCAUUGCCCAAAAAUAUGAAUAUCUAGGAAUGACCCACAAUAUUUCUUAUUAAAAAUUAUCAAUGUUGCCAACUAUAAUCACUAUUUGAGACGAUGAUUUAUUAACUUAUUUAAAAUUUAAAUAAUAAAUAUACAUUAAAUAAUAUUAUUUAUUAUUUCUUGUUAUAUAAUUAAUUAUUUCCUCAUAAAUAUUUUAUUUAACGCCACGUUUAGGUAUUUGAAAAUUAAAGAUUCAAAAGUUGGCAACCCUAAUCUGAAAACGAAGUGCUUGGAACGUCACCGCCUGUUCUUGUCAUUUUUUAUCCCCGCCCCACACGAAGUCGGAAAAAUUAAAAAAUGCCCCGAAAAUAGAAACGGGCUCGCCGACCAAAAAUUCGAAACGACAAAUGCGGCGCAACGAAAUGCGGGAAGGGACAGACGUCUCCUUCGGACUGUGUCCGACGCGCGUUUCGAGGUUAAGCAGUGCCGAAUGAAUCAUUAAAUGUACUCGUUACGUUUGAGCUACCGGCGCCUCUUCCUGACCGUCCUGGUUCUAGCUCAGGCGGUGCUCGUCGCCGUUUUCCUCUACGUCCAGAUCAACCGACCUAAGGAGGCCACCGGCGAUGUGGUCAGUUUCUUCCAGAGUCUGGAUACGUACAAACAUAAUCUCAUUACAUAUCACACUGUAGAUAGUAAAAUUAACUUGAGGAGCGUGGGUGCGAGGUACAGUUUUAUAGAUUUCAACUCGAGCGUGUGCUACAAAAAUGGUACAGAUCUGAUGUCGAUGAACAGGACUAAAAAUCUGCAGUGGUCCUGUAAUUGCUUACAAGGAUGGCAUGGCAUUGAUUGUGGGCAGCCUGAGGUUUUCUGGAGGGCUAUGUUGGCUAACCGAAAGCCAAUUAAAGUGAAGGGGCCGAGGUUUUUUGAAAGAAGAAUUAUUUAUAUAUUUACUGUAGAUCAGUUCUCUGAAAGUGUGGCUGAUAUUCGAGUCAAUGAGCUGAAUGACAUUGUUGAUUUAUUUAUACUUUAUGAGAGUCAAUCUGAUAAUUAUUUAGAAAGUAAGCUUAAUAAUAAUUUUUUGAAAGAAUUUCACAAGAAAAUUUUGUAUGUCAAAGGGAACUUAACAGAUAUUUGGAGGACAGUAAAACCUUUGUUGAAGAAUCUCAGGAAUGAAGACCUUCUAGUAACAAGCAAUAGCAGUGAAAUUCUCAACAAACAUGCUUUAAGCUUUACAAAAUAUUAUGAUAAUUGGCCACAACCAUUGCGCUUUCGUUUGAGGUGGUCCGUUUUUGGUUUUUUUUGGAUACACCCCAGCAAAACAAUCAUUACUGGAGGAGCUUGUACAGUGUCUUAUUUGAAACACAAUCUGGAUGAUAGACUGGAUUUUUUAAUAGAUAACAGGACCUUAUCAAAUCCUGCACACAAAGGUAUCAUAUUAGGAGACCUUAAUCAUUUUGGAGGAUGGUAUUGUGAAUAUUGUACAGAUGCAAAUAGAAUAGUAGAAUUCCUCAAAACUAGAAAGAGUGAUAUAAUAGACUGGAAUAAAGUGAACAAUCCCAAGAUAGAUAACCAAUUUAUAGAAGAUUUGAUAGAAAAUGGUAUUUAUAUAGACAGCAAAACAGAACUGAAAAGGAGUCAUAGAUACUCAGACAAUUAUUAUGCCCCUAAAUUUGUUACAGAUUUCAGCUGGAAAUAUGACUAUCUGAUCAUCAAUUUCUAUUCCAAAAUUGAUUAUUAUGAAGGAUGAGAAAAAAUCCCUUUGCUUGCUUUCAAUUUAACCUGUAUAGUAACCAUUGUUCAUACUUAUAUAGUGCACAUCUGUAAAUCAGCACAAAAGUCCUAAAAUUAUCUGUGAUAAUUAGCAUAUUGUGAAUUAUUUAAUGAAUUUUGUUGUGCAUUAAAAAAAUACAUGAUUAAAAAAAUGUUUUUUGUUUAAUUUUAAAUAUAUCCCACUAAUCUACCAGCCCCUUCACAAUAAUCAAAUUGUGUAAAUAAUAAUUUUACUGAUUAAACUAGUUAUUUUAAAACACUAGACCACUAAACAUUCUAAAAGUUC
Molecule: messenger RNA, 2204 nt
Organism: Aethina tumida (small hive beetle)
Lineage: Eukaryota; Metazoa; Arthropoda; Insecta; Coleoptera; Nitidulidae
Product: beta-1,4-mannosyl-glycoprotein 4-beta-N-acetylglucosaminyltransferase
Exons: 1
Coding region: 651-1895 (414 amino acids)
Biological process (GO): protein N-linked glycosylation; N-acetylglucosamine metabolic process
Cellular component (GO): membrane
Molecular function (GO): beta-1,4-mannosylglycoprotein 4-beta-N-acetylglucosaminyltransferase activity
Source: RefSeq, a predicted model, not a curated record